ACAUUAGUUAUUUAUGAUCUCUCUAUUCUGUUUUAAUGGCAAAGAUGAAUAACUCCAGAGCUCAUCACGAUGGAUGUAAAGCUUGUGAUGUGACUGAACCUGUGUAUGAGAAUAUAAUGCUUGACAGGAGGAGGCCGUAGAAGUUGUGAGCUUAAUGAUUUUACAGAAUAAUCUAUCUUGAUGUCUUAAAUAUGAUUUAAUGCAGCCUAAAUCUUCUGUUUGAAUGUUAGAUUCCUCUACACUAAAGACAUUUAUACCUUGACACGCAUGUACAGCUUCUGUAAAACAGUUGUGAAAUGCCAGAUAAAUAAAACUGUCUUGAAUUGACAUUUACUGUAAAGGCAGUAGAUCAUUUAUGAAAUACGGUUGAAUUUCUUUUUAGCCGAUUUACAUAAAAAAAAAUACACAUUUGCAUAGAAACGAGAAGUUAUUAUAAUCAUUGACAGAUUUGAUCUUGUAUAACAUGUUCCAAACUCAACAUUUCCUCUUUGUGUACUGCUGAUGAAAGCCACUGUGAACAAGGUAUGAGAGAUUUCAUAUAUUUAAUAAAGAGCUUGUACAUUUACAUUUCAAUUAAAGGUAUGUAAAUAUGUGAGGAAUAAAGAAAUGUCCAUGUAGAUGAUAACAAACAUUUUAAGAUACUGGACCAGAGCCGUACAGGAUGAAAUAUCAUCUGGUCAAUGUUAUUCAUGAAGUGUCUACGGAUCUCUGACAUGAUCUGAUAUGAUAAAACACUUUAAUAGAGCAACACAUAAACCUCUGUUGGACAACAAAUGAAUUACAACAAUUAAAUGAGUGGAUUAAAAACAAACGACAUGCUAUUAUGUGUAUUAUUAAACUAAUGUGAAUAACGUCACUAACACAGUUUGACAGUGAUUAUUUCUGUCCUGUAUCCUGUAUAAUAACUGUUUUUUAAUAAUCUCAUUAGUUAUGGCUGUGAAGAUUGCUUUGAUGAUGAAGGUCAGAAUGACUCUUCCUCUUCCUCUCAUCUUUCUGCUCAUGAUUUCUGGCGUUUUUGGAGAAAACUGGAAUGUGAUUUAUGAAAGUACAUCAGUAUGUGCUCUUAAUGGAUCCACAGUAAACAUGUCAUGCUCGUACACAUACCCUCAGCAGUAUAAACUGACUGAUACAUUCUGGAUAAAGACGCCAGAUGUAGAGAUGAAAAGUUUAAAAGAAUAUCCAGAGUAUAAAGACAGGGUUAAAUAUAUUGAAGACAGACAGAAACAAACUGCUGUUCUCAGACUGCACAACAUCACUAAAAAUGAUGAAAGAGUUUAUUUUUUCAGAUUAGUAACUAAUACUGAAGGACAAAAAUGGUAUGGUCAACCAGGAAUUCAGCUUAAAGUUUCAGCUCUUCAGGUAAAGGCACCACAGCUGGUGCUGGAGAAAGAAAGAGUCAAUCUGACCUGUGAAAGCACAUGCAGUCUGACAGACAGAUUCAUCUGGUACAAAAAUGGACAGGCUUUAAAGAUCCAGAACAAAACCCUCCAGCUUCAGUCCGAGCGCAGUGAUUCUGGCCGUUACACCUGCGCCGUCAGAGGACAUGAAGACCUGCCCUCUCCUGCUGUCAGCAUCGAUGUCAUGUAUCCCCCUCUAAACACCUCAGUGUCCAUCAGUCCGUCCGGGGAAAUAGUGGAGGGAGAUUCAGUGACUCUGAUCUGCAGCAGUGACUCAAACCCUCCUGCUCUGAACUUCAGCUGGUUUAAGGAGAAUCAAAGCUCAGCUGUUGGAUCUGGACAGAGUUUCAUCAUCUCCAGCUUUAACUCCAGUCACAGCGGACGCUACUAUUGUGAGGCUCAGAACCAACAUGGAUCUCAGAGAUCAGCGUCUGUUUCAGUCUCUGUUAAAGGUGAUUGGGAUAUAUUGUAUAUCAUUGCUGUCUGUGUCACUUCUGCAAUAAUAGUUGGAUGUGGGCUCUUGUUUCUCAUCAUCAUCAUUGUGCACAAAAGGACUAAGAAAAGUAAGAAUGACUCUAAGGACACAGAGCAAAAAAAGACGUCUGCAGGAAAGGCCUCUGAAUCCAGAGACGCUGAAAAUGCUUCUGCUCAAGAUGACAGAGAUACAGACACAAAGAAACCUGAAGCGGAGGAGAUUGCAUAUGCCAGCAUUACAUUUCACCAUCCAGCUAAUGAAGCCAAAUCUGCUGCAAGCCAAGACAUGGAUGUAUCUGUGAUUUACAGCGGCAUUAGAUGAUCCAGCCUAAUCUAUGUAGAUCCAGAUCAUGAAAAGAAAAUGUAAUCAUGUUUUGGGUUUUGCCUUGCUUAUUAAGCAUUUGCAGCUCCAUC
Carassius gibelio (silver crucian carp) is the source of this 2285-nucleotide messenger RNA. Its product is annotated as B-cell receptor CD22. The transcript has 9 exons. The record is from RefSeq and is a predicted model, not a curated record. The coding region runs from base 931 to 2193 and encodes 420 amino acids. Lineage: Eukaryota; Metazoa; Chordata; Actinopteri; Cypriniformes; Cyprinidae.